UGCAAGUGCAAGAGCCGUUUUUCAAUCGUGUCUGAUCCUGAUUGUGUCGCUGAUUUCGAUAUUUUACAUCGUGAAUAGAAGCUGUUGUGUGUGUCUCGGAUAUCCGAAAAUCCAAGAAGAAUAAAUAUAAAUGCGGCAUUAUGAAUGAAGAAAAACCGUGUACACACAAAAAAUACUUAUACAAAGAAGUAUUGCUGUAAUAUGAUCAUAAAAAAUUCGUAUAAAAAGAGGAUUUUAAUAUUAAAUUUUAUAUUAACAAAGUAAAAUGGAAAACAGAAAAUUGCAUAUGUUUUCAUACAGUUGCGGAAACAUCUCAUGCAGAGAGUAAAGCAAGCAACAAAAAAUCUUGCAAAAGUAGCAUCGAUUGAGAGAUUGAGAAACAGAAUUAUUGCGUCCAAUAAUAUCUUUCCAGACGAAGAGUAUAUGAAUGUACAUAUCAGUGAUGGGAACUCUAUCUCAGAUAAAAGUCCACUUAGAAUUAAUAUAUCAGAUAAUAUAUCAGAAAUAAAUGAAGCACAAGAUAUUAAUAUUUCUCAAGCAGCCAUCUUGGAAAACGCUGAAAAUGGAAGGGAACAAAGAAUAUAUAAUGAACAAGAUGUAAUUGAAGCGCUUGAUUUGUCAGAUGAUAAAGAUGAUGAAAUUAUAUUGCAAGAUGAAACUGACCAAGAAAAUGAUGCUUCAGAAGAUAGUGAUGAUUAUGAUGAAAAUAUAAAUAAAAAUCAUUUUGACACUGAGGAGCAAAAGGCUAUGUUGCAGAAAAUUUGAGAGAAUGGGCUAUUUAUGAUGGAUAUAUCUCAAAGAAAAAGCUCGAUAAUUUGUUAUUUAGAUUAAACCCAGUCUUUCCAACUUUGCCAAAAAGUUAUAAGACAUUGCUGCGUACACCCAAACAUCUUGACGUCUGUAUACUUCCUGAUGGAUCAAUGUUGUGGUAUAAAAGAAUUGUAAGAAAUUUAGAUGCAAUGUUGUUGGAUGAAUAUUUGGACAAAUAUGGUAACAUAACUAUUGAUGUUAACAUAGAUGGGUUGCCCGUAACAAAAAGUACACGUUUAAAAUUUUGGCCAGUGUUGGGUCGUCUUGUACACACAGAUAACGAUCCAUUUCUGAUUGGUUUGUACGUUGGUGAAUGGGAUCCGAUUGAUGUGCACUCUUAUCUGAAUGAUUUUGUCGCUGAAGUAGAAUACCUUUUAAAACAUAGAUAUAUGCGCAACGGUGACAGAUAUCCAUCCAUUUUAAGAAAUUUUUUCUUGGAUGCUCCUGCACGCUCUCUUGUGAAGUGUUGUGUAGGUCAUAAUGGUUACGGUGCAUGUGAAAAAUGUACUGUUGUUGGACAAUAUAUCAUUGAUCGUAUGAUCUUUUUGGAUCUGGAUGCCCCACUACGCACAGAUGAAUCUUUUAGAAAUCAAGAUGAUCAAUUGCAUCACAUUGGAGUGACUAUUUUACUUAGAAUUGCAAAGAUGUUUAUUGUUGUGAAAUUUUUACCAACUCAGGAAGAUGAUGACCUUUAUUAUGAGGUUGCUCUGGCCAAAUGGAUAGUACAAAUUGAUAAAAAUAUGAGUGAAAAAAUUUUUUGGCCAAAGAAUGAUGCAAUAGCGGGCAAGUUAGUGCGUUCCGAGACAAGAGCAAAUGAAACUUGGCCACAAUUAGAAGUAGAAGUUAAAAAAUAUUAUGAAACGUAUAUUGCUGCCAGAAAUGUCGCAAUGGGCUUUGAAGAGUUUGCAUCUGCCUAUGAAAGUGAUUCAGGCUGUCAAAUGGGCAGAGGCAUGAGAAGAAAGCGAUUUAUGAAUCUAGUCUCAUCUGACGAUGAUUCAUCUAGCUCUGAUACUAAAAAGUGCAAGCAGGAUAAGUCAAGGUCAAAAAUACCAACUGCUCCUCUUCCACCACCUCCUCCUGCUGGUCUAUCUUUUUUAAGGAAGUCUUUAAAUAUUGCCUCAAAGGAGAAUAUUACUCCGCUGACAAUUGUUUCUAACAAGAAACAAAGCAAAACAGCUAUCCCACCUUCAGCAGCACCAAUUACAGCCGGUACUAGGCAGAACAAGUUACUGCACAAAAUUAUUAAUCUCAGGCAGCAGGCAGCUGAUAAGGCACAGCAACGAAAAAAAGCAAUGUCUUUGGAAAAUAUACGUAAUCACAUUAAGCACAAUCCGCGAUACAAUAGUGCACCCGCAACUUGGCGGCCCACGCGCUCGCGCGUCCGCGCGUAGUUCCGGGCGACGCCACUACGCGGCGUAGGUCGAGCGAGCCAACCUGGAAGUAGAAAGCGGUCAAACGGGGAUAUAAGGCGGACCCUCUGCGGAGAAAUCGUAUAUUUGUUUUUAACAACUGAGUUUCAAUUGCAGAAACACCGAUUCAAUAAUUGAUUGUGACUCAUGAUAAAAGCAAAUCCGACU
Molecule: messenger RNA, 2387 nt
Organism: Formica exsecta
Lineage: Eukaryota; Metazoa; Arthropoda; Insecta; Hymenoptera; Formicidae
Exons: 5
Coding region: 921-2201 (426 amino acids)
Source: RefSeq, a predicted model, not a curated record